GCCAAUAAGUAGGGUCAGUGUCAGUAACACUGUGCCAACGUCUACUGUGUUCUCAAUCUCAGAAGAAAGGAGGGCGAAUAUUCUGAACAAUCUGUGCACAUUAUUUAUUAACGACUUCUACUGGUGUGUUAUAAAUAACGAAAGUCUUCUUACAAGAAGCGUGUUUGUUUGAUACAGUUCAAAUUCUGCACUGACAAGGAUUAGUGGAGCAUGUAGGGAAUUCUGAAGGAUCUACAACUUGUCGGGGUUUUUAUUUGUCUCAUGACCAAGUGCAGGCAGUGUUAACGUAAAGCCUUUCAUUGGAGGAGUAACCUGAAGGUGGAUAAUAAUGGCAUACGCCAUGACAACAUUCUCAAAUGGGGCAAGGAAGAAACGAUGACGGACGCUCCGUUUGGUCGAUCGGAGUCGGACGACGACAUAGUGGAGGAUUACGACGACUCUGUCUCCUUCAAGACGCCCUGUUUGCGGAGUCGGACAGGCUUGGAGAAGCUGCUUCUGCUUUUGCUUUUCGUCUUCCUCAUCAUCAUCAUUGGAUUAGCUGUUGGUCUCACCAGGCCCAAGAUUAUACCUGUGACCAAGUACUGCAAGUCCCCGGCGUGUGUCCAAGCCUCUGGCUCUGUCCUCUCGGGGGUGGACUGGUCAGUGGACCCAUGCUCCAACUUCUACAAGUUUGCCUGUGGUCAGUGGCUGCGGACACACCCCAUUCCCCGUGGCUACCAUCACUGGGACCGCUUCCAGGAACUGAGUGGGAAUAAUCUCUAUGUGCUCAGUAACCUCAUAGAUCGAUAUUGGAGAUACAGCGCUUCAGUCUGACUUGCUUCCAUUUAUAAACAGCAGCCAAAACAGCACUAACAACAACAGCACCGGGUCCUUCGCCAUAAAGGAUGCUGCACAGUUGACAAAGUUACUCAUGGAUGAGACAAAGCAUCUCUUCACAUCAUUUGGCGCUACUGACUCAGAGGCCACCGCAUAUGCUGAAGCUGUGCUGACUCUUGAAAAAACUCUGACUUAUGCAACCCAAGGGUACCACCACAUACAUGACAGAUUCAGCCUCUACAAUGUCAUGCCCUUAAAAGAAGUUGAAGCCAAUUACACAGUGGUUAAUUGGGUACAGUACUUGCUUGCUAUGGGUUUCCAAGUUGAUGGGGACACGGACGUGGUUGUACUCCAUCCUGACUACAUGAAAAAGAUUACCGAUAUAUUUCAUGACUAUUACCAUGGCUCAGUGGAGAAAAAGAGAGCUUUAAGAGAUUACUUGGCCAUCAGUUUGAUCCGCUCGUUCAAGCCAUAUUUUCCAAAGUCCUUGUUUGAGAUUAAAGAAACAGAGGAAGAUGAAAUGGAAGAGAAAUGGAAAAGGUGUACAUUUUACACAAACAAAGCACUGGGAUUCUCCACUGGUGCUAUGUAUGUCAAAGGCACAAACUCAGAGGGCAGUGUCGAAAAAAUGGAAAAGCUGAUAACAUAUGUCAAAAAUGCGUUUAAGGACUACUUGCUCAGCAAAUACUGGAUGGACAAGCGAACCCGUAAACGGGCUGAACAAAAGGUGGAUGCUAUCAUUGAUAAAAUCAGUUACCCAUCUUACAUUUUGAACGAUACGUUCCUUGAUGGGUACUAUGAAAAUUUCUCAGUUGUUACUGGGGACUGGUUUUCCAAUUUGUUGUCCUGGCGAAGAUUUCUUCUGGGGAACAUGAAUACAGACUUACCCAAGGUGCCUAACAGAAAGACAAGUUGGCUUCGUCCACCAGUGACUGUGAAUGCCCUCUACUCUCCCAUUAGAAAUGAUGUCAUGUUCCCAAUUGCAAUGUUCCAUUUACCUUUUUACAUUCCUGAUGGCCCGAGUGCUGUCAACUUCGGUGCCAUGGGCUCAAUCAUUGGUCAUGAAAUCACUCAUGCCUUUGAUUUUCAAGGUCGUCAGUACGAUGGUUUGGGCAAAUUGUCCAACUGGUGGGAUGAGCAGACUGCUCAGAAUUUUUUUACUACAACAACGUGCAUGAAAGAUCAGUACAGCCUCAUCAAAGUGAGAGGGGUGAAGAUUGAUGGUGACUUCACUUUAGAUGAAAAUAUUGCUGAUAACGGUGGCAUGCGAGCAGCUAUGUUUGCAUACCAAAUGUGGAUUGACCAGUUCGGAGAGGAGCUGGACCUCCCAGGUCUGAAUAUGACCAUGUACCAGAUCUUUUACACCAGUUAUGCGCAGAUGUACUGUAGCAAGUGGACAGAUGCUGGGCUGUUCCUUCAUCUCCUCACAGACCCUCACAGCCCGGGCUCAGCACGGGUAAAUGGAGUCUUAUCCAACAGCCAGACGUUCAGCUGGGCAUUUAAAUGCCCACUAGACAGCCCUAUGAACCCAAGAGUGAAAUGUGAAGUGUGGUAAAACAGUCCCCUGGAUCCGGAAUCAGUGCGAGAAAUCUAUGGUGUUUCAAAGGGAUCCAUUUAUUUUUUAACAAUUUCAAAACUGUGCAGCUACAGAAUUAUGGCACGUUUAUGGAAAUAAAGUCAGCUUUUUGUCCUGUUCGUUUAUUUGAGCUUUGAGCUGAGCUUUAUAGAUUACAUGAAUCAGCAAAGGUGUAAAAAAUGCAGAAUGAUAUAUCAGUCUUUAUGAGUAGUUUGACAAAAUUAUUGUUGCUACUUGUGACUGAUACUGACAGAUAAAUCUUGAAAUAAUAUUUAAUGAAACUGAUGACAUCCAUGAUAUUUUGGCAGCAUCAUAUUGUUGUCAACAUGAUAUUAGAUUUGUCUUAUAUUUUGAACAAUGAUGGAAAUUUUAAACAAUGAUAGCUCUCAUGUUUUAGAACUGAAUAAGGACUGAAAGUCUAAUAUUACUUUGAUGUGAGAUAUUAAAGUUUUGAGGCUUUUCAUAUGCUGACAUUAGAAACUAUCCCCUCUGUUUUGGCACAUUCCAAGUAAGUGGGCUGGAUUUUUUUUCAUUUUGUGUAUAGUAUGCUUUGUUUUGUCUUGAUGAUUAUGGUGUCCGUACAUUGUUUGUUGACUAGGUGAAAUGGGUCCUGUAACAAACAACUGCAUGUAUCUCUAUGGCAUGGCCUUUGAUUUGCAGGCCCGUUUGGUCGAUAAGACCCUAAUCUAGGACUGCUUCACCAUGAAGUGGCAAUAUUUGCCAUCUUGCUGUUCUUGUACUAGCAUGUCACCUGUCAUGAUGUUAAUUUAGAGUAUGCCAAGCCAAUUUUGUCUUGUCACGACUGAAUAGAAAGAUAGAUAAUGACUCGGGCAAGUGGAAAAAGUACAUAGAGCACAGACCUUGAGUCACUCUAGAAAUGAGGGCAUCAGUGACCAAUUGUGCAGUGAAAGAUACAUAAACUUUCUCAGUUUGAAGGUGAAUUAUGAAAAGAGAUGAUUUAGAGGCUGAAGAGUGUGUACUACAUUUUGCGAUUUGUCUGAGAGAGCCGCUUAAAGUGAUUGUCUGCAUACUGAGGAAAAAUAUUUCUGAUUUCUGCAAUUAUGACACUUCUGCUGUCAAGCAGGACGAGGGGGAGGGGGGGGGGGUUCCUGGGAAGCAUGCAUGACCAAAGUGACCACAGGUGAUGGACCUUGCUGUGUUCGUUUUCUUGUGUUGCAACAGCAGCGUACCUUGUGUUGGCAUUUAUGUAUUGAGCUAGUUGAUGUGGUGAACAGCACAGUAUCCACCCACGCAACACACUGGAGAGCUGUUUCAUCUUCUGGCAUAAUGUGGAGAACUUUAUACAGGUUCAGUACCUGUGGUGCCAGCAAUUUCCUCUGAAUGUCUUUGCUGUGACGCCCACAGAGUAGGCCUUGGUGAGGUUAUGAUGCUCUCAACCUGCCAAGUCUCAGUCAGCCCUCAGAGAAAUGAUCGGAGUGAUAAAUUCCUGUUUCAAACCCUGACAAUGCUGCUCUAGAUUGUAGUUGGUAUGGAGAGAGUCAACAAGCCUUUUGAAACAUAUCCCUGGCUUCAGAACAGAAAUCUUCAAGGUCAGCUGUGGCUAUACUGUCUAAUAUGGGAUGGGGAUUAAAAAUUCAAAUUCUUUCAAGAACCAAACGAGCGAAAACAAAUCUGCUUUGUUGAACCGACCUUCUUGCUUAAUCCUCGCCUUUCAAGGUGCAAGGUGUCUCAUGUGAAGGUGUAACUCUAUAAUUCUUUUAUCUAAAGUUUAAAGAGAGAGUUGGCUCUGCUGCAUGAGGAAGAAUUUCCUAUAGAAACAGAAUUUGUCUUUCUGUCAUGGUUCUGCACACACUGAACAAAGUAAUUUUUUUCAAAAGUUUACUUAUCAGGACUUUUGAGAUUUAUUUAAAUACUUGAAAGACAUGAAUCCCGCCCUUUUCACCAAUUUUGUAGUGUCCUUUUGUGGGUUCAUUUUGUGAAACAUUUAAAUACUGUGUUCCUGAAAAUAUAGUUCAUAUUCUUUGAUUUGAUACAUUGACGCACACAAAACUUGUAUGCAUCCUUUCAUUCUUGGUCUCUACACUAUGCCUCGUGAAAACAAACUGAAAGUGCUACCGAACAACAAAUCACCUGUAAGGCCAUUGUGGUGCCACUUUCAGGACUGGUGUGUCAUGUUUUCAUGAGAACAAAACCAAAUUUGAAUGUAGACACUGACAAUAAUAGUGUCAAUAGAGCACCAACACGGCAACCAUAGUGUCUGAGAUCAGAAAUUACCCCUUUUUUGUGUAGAAGUUAGAAAAAUGUUAAAAUGUUCAUGUCCAAUUUUUUAAAACCAUCUGUAUUGAGAUUUUUCUUUCCUGGAGAAAACACACACUGCUAUUACUCUCGCUGUGCUAGCAAGCUGUAAUAACUACAAGAAACCCUGUAUGGGACUGGAUCAUGUAUUUCAAAUUUUUUUGUAUUGCAAUUUCAAAAUAUUGGAGUGCUCUUAUGAUUAUGUAAAAAAAAAAAAAAUCAAUAGUAAAUAUGUAAGCUAUGUGGAAAAAAUAAUUACAUGCAUGCCCUUUUCAUUUCUCAGAAUGAAGGGAAAGUUGUCUGUUGCCUUUUUCUCAGACAGCCUUCGGCACAGCCUUUACAACCAUUCUUUCCCUUUGAACCUCAAAGUCUCAUUGAAUGUGGACCCAUCUUUGUCACUGUUCAAAGAGUGGGGCUUUAUGCAUUUAAUGUGAUUUUGAAAACCAAAGGAUGGAAGGCUUAAAUGUAAAUGUUUGUGUGUGAUCUGAUAAGAUAAGAAGCCAUUUAAAGACUUUUGUUGUACGAAAAAAUAGUCUCUUAUAAAUCUGAAGCGAAAAAUAAUUGCCCAAAACUUUGUCACUAAAAUUCAACUUUUAAUGAGUAGUCAAGAUUGAUCUUCUAAGAAGUGGCAAUGUCAAGGUACCACUGUAUACUUCAGUUAUGUGUCCUGUAGGUUGUUUAUUAUGAGACACGUAAUAAGCCUAUAUUAUGGAGCUCGAUGCAUGACUACUGAGAAGGAGCUUUGCGUAACAUUGUGUCGUAUAUUUUAAUCUGGACUCCAAUGGAAUUUACUUUUUAAAUGGCUUUUUAUAAAAAUCUGCAAAAGUGCCUAUUAUGUACUUUCAUGUCAUGAUCUUCAUCAUCCACUUAAUGUGGAUUUUUCUCUUCUUAAGAUGUUAUUAUGUAAUACUGUUGUUCUCAUUGUUAUGUUUGCUUUAGGGAGUUCACUUUUUUACACAGAUCUGGAAUUACAAUCACUUCUUUUUUUUAAACUAAGAAAUAAGCGUAGCAGCAGUAAUCCUUUCGCCUUCUCAGAAAAGCAGACGAGUCAGCUACACUUACUGAAGCAGGCGACAGCAGAAUGAUUCACUCUCAGUCUGAGUAUGCCAAGAAUUUCACUAAUGUGGCUUCAACUGAAAGUCUGCAGCUUUGGAUUUUUCCUUACUGUCGGUAUGAUAGUGUCAGUCAAGGAACAGCUUCAGCAGCUCUCAUGCAUUCAACUGUUGUGGUUUUCUUUGUGUUUUGAGUUGACAUUUUACUAAGCACAAAAAGGCAAUGUCAAAACUGUGCCUGUAGUUGUUGGGGUUUUUUUUGUUAGAAUGAGAGCAAAGAAUGAAAGGAAACAAGAACGAGGUCAUAUACUUAGAAAAAAAAGUCACAUGAGCUCAUUUGAACAUACAUUUUAAUGCAUGUUAUACUACCUUUGAAAGGAUCAGCUGUUGACUAUCUAGUCGGCUAAAUCACUGGUAGUUUACAGACUCAAGAUAUUGGGGGGCAAUUUAGACUUUUCCAUCUGAACUUUUUCACCUUUUUCUAGAUGCGUGAAUCUGAGCUUAAGAUCGAUUUGAGUAGAUGUACUUACUAUUUCUGAAACAAGUGGGUUUUGGGGUUUUUUUACCAAAAACUUUCAUUAUACAACACUGCACAUCUUUGCUCUCCUCUCAUACCAAGAUUUGUUAAUAUCUUUGUGUACAUGUAUAAAAUACAUGUGUUUCAAUGAAGAGGGCAUGUUUUUGAUAAUUAACUAUAUGAAAACAACGGUUAUAGUUAUUCACGGCAAAAUAACAUGAUUGCGAUGCCAAUGAAAUUACAACACAAAUGACAUGCUGAAGGAAUGCUCUGAAACUUGGAGACUUUUAAGGUGUCUCAUCCUUGUGCAUUUUUGAUUUCGAGUGAUAAUGGAGCUUGCACAAUUUCAGCCUGGCAAGCUGAUGCUAUAUUUUAUCAGUGUUGCAAAACAUCAAUAUAACCAUCUGAAAGCAAAUUGGAUGGGAGAUUAAAAAAUUAGAGUUGCUCAUUUUAAAAGGCAACUGUUCUACUUGCAGCCGAAGAAAAAUGGUACAAAUUUCUGGCUAAAUGCUUUUCGGGCAAAAUGCUUAUUCUUUGAAGCUGCUUGCUAUCUGUAUAAAAGUUAAAUCAAUCAUUCACUUUUCAUUUGCCAAAACUUUUACAUCUUUUAUUGUUCAUGAGAAUCUGAUUUUUAGAAUGAGUUAGAAAAGGUCCAUUGCCACAUUUAAAGAUAUAUGCUAAUUGCAUACCUCAUCAAAGUUUGCAAAGUUUCUUUCCCAUGUUGGGUCAUAUUAGAGUGCUGUUAAGUGCUUUCUAUAGAUUUUAACACAAGAAAGUUGGCUAUUCUGGUAGGGAUGUCUUUUUCUCACCUUAUCAUACGUAGAAGCUGGGCUGGGCUUUUUAGGGCCUGUGUUCCAUCACCCGCCUCUGUAAUGAUUUUGUUAUGGCUUGUAGCAUUCAUAAAUCAAAGUGCAAUUAUGAAUAUUAGCCAUUACAAUUUGCAUUAAGAAUUUGAUCUAAAUUUAUAAAUGGGAAAAUCUGGAAGUUUUCCUGGAGGAAUUGUCUGAGGCUGACAUAUUUAGGGAAGUUUAUGAAAAGGUAAAAAAGAGUUAGCCUAAGGCUUUGAGCACAAACUAAGAGCUUAUGUUGUGAGCAGGAGCUCAAUUCUUUUUGGGAAGAGUUAAUUCAUUCAGAGCUGUUAAUGAACAUGCUCAUGCUGAUAUUCUUUUAGCUUUUAUGCUAGAGAAAGCCAUUUAGAAAUAAUUAGCAUGCAUAUAUGAGCUUAGUAGCAAGUAAAAUUAGCAAGUAGUCAUAAUUGAUAAAUGUCAUUAUGUUUGCAUUAAUAAUUAUAUAAAUAAUUUAUGUGUUCAGCUUAAUCUGCUAUGACUGUAAAAAUGCCUCUGGUCAAAGACAUAUCUGUGAUUUUGUGUGAUAACGUUCAGUAUGGUUUCAUUAUAUCUUGCUGCUUGCCUAUUUGAUUUUGUGCUGCUGCAAAAAUUAAGUUGCAGUCUAUCUGUGUGGAUUGUGGGUACAAAAAAAUACAAAAGUGUUCAAUGGAAAAAGGAGAUUCAAUAGAUCAACAGCCACAAAUGAGGAGGAAAGAAAUGGGUAGAAAAGAAACUGAAAAAAAGGGAGAGUUGAAAAAUAUUUUUUUUAAAG
Aplysia californica (California sea hare) is the source of this 7816-nucleotide messenger RNA. Its product is annotated as endothelin-converting enzyme homolog. Gene Ontology annotation, biological process: protein processing. NCBI's taxonomy places the organism in Eukaryota, Metazoa, Mollusca, Gastropoda, Aplysiida, Aplysiidae. Gene Ontology annotation, molecular function: metalloendopeptidase activity. Gene Ontology annotation, cellular component: plasma membrane. The record is from RefSeq and is a predicted model, not a curated record.